AUGAACAUGAGAAUCUUACGCAUUGAGAAUUCUUCUCGACUCCAAGUGGUCAUCGGACUGCAUGGUGGUGCUCUACUUGGAAUAGGCUAUCGCACAUCCCGAAGGAUUAGUCCUGUUGCUGCUUCCGCUAUUUCAACCAUUCAAUCAAUGCCACUCUCAGGAUUUGGAAAUAGUAAUGUUUCUUCGUUUUCUAGCUAUGAUGAUGGUUCUUCGCAGAGAUCUACCGAGUCCGCACCCCUAAACUACCAGCUCUAUAGUUGGGAAAAUUUUGAGCCAGUAGGUGGUAUGCUACCUCAGCCAGAGUGGACAGCGUGGGACCAAACAGUUGAGUAUUGCGCUUUUGCUUAUCAAAAAUACAUGGUCAUAUCGUCGUUGCGCCCUCAGUAUAGAUAUCUUGGUGAUGUUGCCAUUUCACAUGCUACUGGAGCUGUUUGGCACCGCAGGCAGCUGUUUGUUGCUACACCAACCACAAUUGAAUGUGUUUUUGUGGAUGCGGGAGUUUCUGAAAUUGAUAUAGAGACUAUGAAGAUGAAGGAAGAAAUUAAACUUAAGGAGGCACAGGCUAGAGCAGUUGCAGAGCAUGGUGAGUUAGCCUUAAUCACAGUGGUACGUUUAGCUUCUUUCCAAAACCCUCCAUCUGUUCCACCAUUUUUAUCAUUGCCGAGACAAUCUAGAGGUGAUGGUGAUGACAUGGAUGAACGAAGGGCCAGUGAGGUAGCUGUAGGUGGUGGUGGAGUCUCAGUUGCUGUUACUCGUUUCCCAGUGGAGCAGAAACGACCAGUGGGGCCUCUUGUUGUUGUUGGUGUACGUGAUGGAGUUCUUUGGCUCAUUGACAGGUACAUGUGUGCCCAUGCCAUAUCAUUGAGCCAUCCUGGUAUCCGUUGUCGCUGUCUUGCUGCGUACGGGGAUGCUGUUAGUGCAGUUAAAUGGGCAAGUAGACUUGGGAGAGAACAUCAUGACGAUCUGGCACAGUUUAUGCUAGGGAUGGGAUAUGCAACAGAAGCUCUUCAUUUGCCUGGAAUAUCUAAGAGGCUGGAGUUUGACCUAGCGAUUCAGAGCAACGAUCUGAAGAGGGCUCUUCAUUGUCUUCUCACAAUGAGUAAUAGCAGGGACAUUGGACAGGACGGUUUAGGCCUGGAUUUGAGUGACAUUCUCUCUUUGACAGCUGAGAAGAAAGAAGACGUUGUUGAAGCGGUGGAGGGAAUAGUGAAAUUCGCGAAGGAGUUUCUCGACCUUAUAGAUGCUGCAGAUGCCACUGGGCACGCUGACAUAGCUCGCGAGGCCCUGAAAAGACUAGCCACUGCAGGUUCGGUCAAAGGCGCUUUACAGGGUCAUGAGUUGCGAGGCCUUGCAUUACGCCUAGCAAACCAUGGAGAAUUGACACGCUUAAGUGGCCUGAUAAACAGUCUGAUCUCCAUAGGCCUGGGGCGAGAAUCAGCAUUUGCUGCUGCAGUUCUGGGAGACAAUGCGCUCAUGGAGAAGGCAUGGCAAGACACAGGGAUGCUCGCAGAAGCUGUACUUCAUGCUCAUGCACAUGGUCGUCCAACUCUAAAGAACUUGGUCCAGGCUUGGAAUAAAACGCUGCAGAAGGAAGUUGAGCAAGCUCCAUCUUCUAAAACCGAUGCUGCAAGUGCGUUUUUGGCUUCUCUUGAGGAUCCAAAGCUCACGAGUCUAUCUGAUGCAUCCAAAAAGCCUCCAAUAGAAAUUCUCCCUCCCGGAAUGUCAUCAAUCUUUGCUUCUAUUUCUGCUCCCAAAAAACCUCUACCCACACUGAAGACGCAAGAACCGACCAAGCCAUUGGCUAUUGAAGAACCAGCUAAGCCGUUGGCUAUUGAGGCGGCUCCAUCUUCUGAGCCAUCACAGACCGAGUCGGCGCCUGAAACUGCCGCUGAUCCUGAGUCAGCUGCACAGGAAACUACAGCUGCUUCCGAGUCAGCUGUACAGGAAACUGCAGCUGCUUCCGAGUCCGAAGCGCAAGAAACUGCAGCUGCUUCCGAGUCCGAAGCGCAAGAAACUGCAGCUGAAUCCGAGUCCGCAGCACCGGAAACUGCAGCUGUUACUGAAACAGCAGAACAUGUGGAUGGACCGGUAACAGAGACAGUGUCUGAGCCUCCUGUGGCAGAGAAGGAGGAGACUCCUUCGGAAGACAAAAGCGAUCCGUCUUCAACUCCAAACACAGAAACAGCUCUAGUCGCCACAGAGGAUAAUAGCCAAACCAUGCCUCCGCCACCGCUGCCUGAACCCGUUACAACAACAGCGAAACCAACAGAGAAUGCAGCAACCGGGAGACCACAAGUAACCUAUCCUCCAAUAAGAAGCCAACCAAUUGACUUCGGUUUCUAG
Molecule: messenger RNA, 2343 nt
Organism: Eruca vesicaria subsp. sativa (arugula)
Lineage: Eukaryota; Viridiplantae; Streptophyta; Magnoliopsida; Brassicales; Brassicaceae
Source: the annotation of a GenBank genome assembly